GAACCGGUCCCGUGCCCCAACUCCACCAGCAGUCGGGGGUAUUUGGGAGUAUUGCUGCCCCUUCCAGCGGAAGGAACCAGCUUCGGGACCGAGAGAUAGGACGGUUAAGUCGCGAAGAAAGUUUACUGCCCGGGAGCAAUCUGGACUACUUUCAAUCUGCUCGCUGUCGACGGCGGUUGGUGCUUUUGCCAGUAGUGCGUCUUCAAACUCCCAUUUUGCCAAACGCUCUUGUUCUGUUCGCGACGACGGCUUUUUUUGGUGUUUGUUGUUAAGUGCGGUUGUUAAGCUUGUUUUUAAUUUUCACCGUUACAAACCGUUACACUUGCACUGCGUUUAGUUUAGGUGCAUUUUUGUUUUGUUUGCUCCAAGUGUCCACCAUCGGAAAGCCAUAGAAAAUAGCAAAACGGAAAAGAUGCUUUCCAAGCUCAUUAUCCUUUCGUGCCUGGUGGCAGUGGCCAUCUGCGAGUCGAAGCUGAAGGUGGACGUUAUCAGCGUACCGGAGGGUUGCACCACCAAAUCAAAGAACGGCGAUAUGCUGACGAUGCACUACACCGGCAAGCUGACCGAUGGAACCAAAUUCGACUCCAGUUUCGACCGUGACCAGCCUUUCACCUUCCAGCUCGGAGCCGGUCAGGUAAUUAAAGGAUGGGACCAAGGUUUGACAGACAUGUGCGUCGGUGAGAAGCGUAUGCUGACCAUCCCGCCAGAGCUCGGUUAUGGUGACCGAGGAGCAGGAAACGUCAUUCCUGGCGGUGCGACCCUCGUGUUCGACGUCGAGCUGAUCAACAUCGGUGACUCGCCCCCAACCACCAACGUGUUCAAGGAGAUCGACGAAAACAAGGACAUGCAGCUGAGCCGUGAGGAGGUGAGCGAGUACCUGAAGAAACAGAUGGUCGCCGCCGACGGUGGCCAGGAGUCGGAGGACAUCAAGAACAUGAUCGCCGAACACGACAAGCUGGUGGAGGAGAUCUUCCAGCAUGAGGAUAAGGACAAGAACGGCUACAUCUCGCACGACGAGUUUUCGGGCCCGAAGCAUGACGAGCUGUAAGACUGGCCGGUACAGGCAAGGGUGGACGGUUGUUUCCGUUUCUUUUAGUAAUGUUAUUAUAACUCAGUUGUUUUUUGUUUUAACGUCGAUAAAAUCUACGUCCAGCAUACGGUUCUAUUUAACGUACGUUAGUUAGUACGCAGCGGAAGGGCAUACACACAGUUGAGGACUUAUUUCGUGCGAAUGCGAAUCCCAUUCGACCAGUUGUUAGUGGUUUGUUGAUUUUCGGUAGUUAGUUUUUCCGUCGGUUUGCUAGAAUUUCGUUUAGCGGGUUGGGAAGGUUAUUAUUUAAUAGAAUUACCGUUCAAUCCGUUGUGAAAUUCACUUUCAAAUUCACAACGCAUCAGCAGAUUUGCAGGUGGAAUGUUCUAAACAGAUUCGAACGAAACAGCGCACAUUCAUCUCACCGUUCGCACACAGUACGUCCCAUUCGAUGGGACAGUCGAGAUAUAUACACAGAACGAGGAAAAGCAAACCCCAAACAAUCAUUCCCUUUUUUUUCGGUUUCGGUCGUGUAAAUACAUUCACAUCACGCGGGAUAGUACUGAAAGGUGAGGGAUCGUGUUUCAGUUUUAGAGGAAUAUGAUUAGGAACGAGCAUAGCGAAACAACGUGAACAUCAUCACUUAAACGGUUACAAGUACACGAACUUUACAUAUCACAACAACAAUAACACACAAACGGAAAAUAAACUAUUUGUACGAAAAGGAAA
Molecule: messenger RNA, 1759 nt
Organism: Anopheles funestus (African malaria mosquito)
Lineage: Eukaryota; Metazoa; Arthropoda; Insecta; Diptera; Culicidae
Gene: Fkbp14
Product: FK506-binding protein 2
Exons: 4
Coding region: 413-1048 (211 amino acids)
Molecular function (GO): peptidyl-prolyl cis-trans isomerase activity; calcium ion binding
Source: RefSeq, a predicted model, not a curated record